Solea senegalensis (Senegalese sole) is the source of this 2579-nucleotide messenger RNA. It is a transcript of the gene gja8b, whose product is annotated as gap junction protein alpha 8 paralog b. Gene Ontology annotation, cellular component: connexin complex. The record is from RefSeq and is a predicted model, not a curated record. Lineage: Eukaryota; Metazoa; Chordata; Actinopteri; Pleuronectiformes; Soleidae. Gene Ontology annotation, biological process: cell communication.
CCACAUUUCUUACUUUAAUCACUCUCUGUUCCCCUCCCCCCUGUCCACCUGCACCCUCAUCUCCCUCCAUACCCCACCCUUCACUCUGCAGUGCUACGGACCGAUCAUGGGUGACUGGAGCUUUCUGGGUAAUAUUUUAGAGGAAGUUAAUGAGCACUCUACGGUGAUCGGCCGGGUGUGGCUCACGGUGCUCUUCAUCUUCCGUAUCCUCAUCCUGGGCACAGCUGCGGAGUUUGUGUGGGGUGAUGAGCAGUCUGACUAUGUCUGCAACACACAGCAGCCUGGAUGUGAGAACGUGUGCUACGACGAGGCCUUCCCCAUCUCCCACAUCCGCCUGUGGGUGUUGCAGAUCAUCUUUGUGUCCACACCUUCUCUGGUGUAUGUGGGUCACGCCGUGCAUCACGUCCACAUGGAGGAGAAGCGCAAGGAGCGUGAGGAGGCAGAACUUAGCCGGCAGCAGGAGCUGAGCGAGGAGCGUCUCCCACUGGCACCCGAUCAGGGAAGUGUCCGUACCACUAAAGAGACCAGCACAAAAGGAAGCAAGAAGUUCCGGCUGGAGGGCACUCUGCUGAGGACCUACAUCUGCCACAUCAUCUUCAAGACACUGUUUGAGGUGGGCUUUGUGGUGGGCCAGUAUUUCCUGUACGGCUUCCGCAUCCUGCCACUGUACAAAUGUAGCCGCUGGCCCUGCCCCAACACAGUGGACUGCUUUGUGUCACGCCCCACAGAGAAGACUGUCUUCAUCAUCUUCAUGCUCGCUGUGGCCUGCGUCUCACUCUUCCUCAACUUUGUGGAGAUCAGUCACCUCGGCCUGAAGAAGAUUCGAUUCGUCUUUCGUAAGCCAGCACCGGCUCAAGUUGAAGGCUCAGCGCCACUGCCGCCACAAGGGAAAACCCUGCCCCCCCUGGCUGUGUCCUCGCUGCAGAGAGCAAAAGGUUACAGCAGGCUGCUGGAGGAGGAGAAAGCUCCCACAGUAACUCACCUCUACCCUCUCACUGAGGUGGGCAUGGAAGCUGGCAGAGUGACACCCCUCUUCCAGGAGCUGGAGGAGAAGGCGCAGGAGGUGCUGCCCAUGGAGCACAUCUCCAAAGUGUAUGAUGAGACUCUACCCUCUUACGCCCAAACCACUGAGACAAGUAGGAUGGCACUACACGAGGAGGAGGCACAGGAGGUUCAACCAGCUGAGGCAGUGCGAGUGGAGGAAGCUGUGGAUGAGGAUGUGGAGGUAGAGGAGGCUGUGAACAGGGAGGGUGUAACUCCAGUGGGGGCAGGGAUGGAGGCUGCAGAUACGAUAGAAGACACCAGACCGCUGAGCCGACUGAGCAAAGCCAGCAGCAGGGCCAGUAAGGCACUGACUUUCAUUCCCACAGACGGUGACAUACUGCACAUGCAGCAUGUGGCUGCAAACGCUGCGGGUGCUAUGGAAGACUUUUAUGGACAUUUCAGCAACAAAAGGACAUUGUCCCUGAUAUGUUGCAUGUUCUGGAUUUCUUCACAUGCAGAUGCAGAUGUCAAAACCAUCUCAGCGGAGGUGGGCACCAAUGUGACCCUGGACUGUAAUGUGCCAAACGGCACACUCAACCAGCUCACAUGGAGCAAAGAUGGAGAUCAUCUCAUCAGCUACAAUCUGGAAAGAAAACUGUACAUCAGCGAAGCAGCUAAGAGCCUUGAGAUAAACCUAUCUCCGUCAGAGAACCAUCUUUACACACUUGUCAUAGACAGCGCCCACAAGAAUCACACAGGAAACUACACUUGUGACAUCACCUUGUUCGAAGGAGUGUGGGAUCAGAAGUGGGAACUGAUAAUUAAGAGCCCAAGAGAGCACAAUGAAAGUGGACACUGGAAACAGAUAUUAAUCCCUGUGGCAACAGCUGUUCCGAUCGCAUCUCUCCUGAUCUUUACAUUUUCUUUUAUUCUUGUGCAAAGAAUCUACAAUCAGCAUUCAGAACAAAGGCGUCAGCCUCCCAUGACAGGAAUGUGGCAGGAGGAAACGGGGGAGCACAUAUACGAGAACAGCCUAGAAAUUAAUGUGAGUCAGCCAAGCAGUUAUCACUACAAGCCCAGAGGUCACUGAUUUUAAGUUCACUUGAGAAACUGUAAAUGGAUGGAGAAACCAAACGAAAUGAAGCAGAAGAGUCAAGGGAUAACUCAAUGUGGAUUUGUUGGAUCUACUCUUAAAGGAAUGAGCGCUUUAUAUUUAUGAUCUUCUCUACUGAGGCCAUCAUGUUAAACUGCCAUGCUGUUUUUGCUGGGCAAACUAAAUUACUCCUGAGUUUAAAUGCUAAAUAAAGACUGCCAUAGGUUUCCUUUCAUGCUUGGAGGGGACAAGAAUCUGCAACACGCAAAUUCAGGCGUACUAUGCGUGGCGUCACCAGACUGCUGGCCACUGAUUGGUCAGAGUGCCGUCACAUAGUGGUGGUCAUUAGAGAAAUGUUUGAAGAUACUGUGUGAGUCCAGGAAACACAGAUAAGCUGUACCUAUCUUUAUAUAAUAUAACCUACCUAUAAAACCCACAUAUCUUUUACUAUGUUUGAUCUAGUGACUCAGGUAACAGCAAUAAAGAAGGCAAAUCAACCCUU